AUGAACAAGAAAACCAAGCAAAUUAUAAAUCAUUACACGUAUUAUGCCGACAUUGAAGAAGCAAAUCGUAAUGAUCAACCCGAAUGGAAAUUAUUAUAUGAUGCCAAAUCAUUAUAUAAAUUACAAGAUUUGGAACCGCAGAGUUGGCAUGAUUUAUCCGAAAGGCUCUUGACUGAUGAGAGCGAAUAUCAAACAUUUAAAAGGGUCGCUUCACGUAAUCAAGCUUUGAAUAAAUAUGGAUCAUGUCAAGCGUUGGAAUCUCAACAACAAUGUAAAAAACGAAUUAUAUGUAAACUUAGAAGUACAUUUUCAGGACAUGGACCAUAUUCAUCAUAUGAAUUGUGUAAAAAACAAAUGUGGAUACCACAUUUACCCGAAGAUUGGUUCUUAACGGCCACACUUGGUAAAAAGGUUAAUGUAUUAGUUGAUAUGGAUAGAUUUGAAGAAGAAGGUUAUGACAAAUCUGUUAAUGAUGAUAGUGAAUCUGAUGGAAUCACUUUGGAAGGAUUGCCUAGAACUAUUGUUAGAUUGAUUUUGGAAUUGGUUUUAGGUGGUGAUGAUGCUAUUUGUAGAUAA
Funneliformis geosporum is the source of this 576-nucleotide messenger RNA. The record is from the annotation of a GenBank genome assembly. Lineage: Eukaryota; Fungi; Glomeromycota; Glomeromycetes; Glomerales; Glomeraceae.